AUGCGGCUGUGUGAAGUGGACACGAUGCCCCAUGUGCUCCUCUAACGUGAGGCACACCAACUUAGCUAACCCUUUACACCGACGUUAUUAACUCAAGGUUAUCACGAAAAUUUUUGGGACCACUGUGGAUUUUAUUGCUAGGUUGUCACCAUGGUUCAUGAGACCGGCUUUUACGAUCUGCUGGGUGUCAAUCCCAAAGCCUCGGCAGAUGAAAUCAAAAAAGCUUACAGAAAACUCGCCUUGAAAUAUCACCCAGACAAGAACCCCAGCGAAGGAGAGAGGUUCAAGCUCAUAUCCCAGGCGUAUGAUGUGCUGUCAGAUCCAAAGAAGAGAGACUUAUAUGACCAAGGAGGGGAACAAGCUAUCAAAGAGGGUGGAAUGAGUGGAGGAGGCUCCCCGAUGGACAUUUUCAACAUGUUCUUUGGAGGUGGGGGAAGAAUGCAGAGAGAAAGAAAAGGGAAGAAUGUUGUACAUCAGCUUAGUGUUACGCUGGAGGAGAUGUACAACGGAACAACCAGGAAGCUUGGCCUCCAGAAAAAUGUUAUUUGUGAAAAAUGUGACGGUUACGGUGGUAAGAAAGGCACCUUGGAGAAAUGUUCGACCUGUAAAGGAAGAGGAGUACAGGUCAAAGUGCAACAGAUUGGGCCAGGCAUGAUUCAGCAGAUCCAAAGCAUGUGUGGUGACUGCCAGGGACAGGGAGAGAAAUUCAGCUCAAAGGACCGCUGCAAGAACUGCAACGGGCACAAAGUGGAGCGCAAGAAGAAAAUUCUAGAAGUUCACAUCGACAAAGGCAUGAGAGAUGGACAGAGGAUCACAUUCCAUGGAGAGGGCGACCAGGAGCCAGGAUUGGACCCUGGUGAUGUCAUCAUCGUCCUGGACCAGAAGGAGCACGACGUUUUCCAGAGACAAGAUGAUAACCUAGUCAUGAAAAUGGAUAUCAAACUUGUCGAUGCUCUCUGUGGCUUUAAGAAAACCGUUUGCACAUUAGACAACAGAACGCUCAUCAUCGGCACGCAGCCAGGUGAAGUUGUGAAGCACAACGACAUAAAAUGUGUUCAGAAUGAAGGCAUGCCUCUCUACAGGGAACCUUAUGAAAAAGGCCAGCUUAUCAUUCAGUUCCAGGUGGAAUUCCCAGAAAAAGACUGGCUCCCAGAGCAUCUCAUGUUCCAGCUGGAGAGGUUGCUUCCUGCCAGAGAGGAUGUGAUGAUUUCUGAUGACAUGGAGGAAGUGGAUCUCUGUGAAAUGGACAUUCAGUCAGGACAGCAGAGAAGCUACAGUGGUGAGGCUUAUGAAGAGGAUGAUGAAGGUCCAAGGGGUGGUGUGCAAUGUCAGACACAGUGAUUGUGGUCUAAGAUACAGGAAUACGCCGUAAAGCAUGAGUUAUUUUUGUGAAGGACAGGGUGUGACCCAUGCCUUAAUGUCCUCUUUCUCCCAAAUGUCACAGUGCAAAUUAGCAACAAAACUUAAUUGAAAUGUUUCAAUCAUCCGCCAGUGUCUUUUGUGUGAUUUUUUUUCCCCCGUUCACAAAUAUGCAAAUUUAACGUCAUACAACGUUGUAUUUUGGUGUUUUUCUUUUUUGUCUGGUAUUCCUGUAUUUAAGGAACAUGUCUUCUUUUAUAUGGAUCUGUUCUGGAAAGUGUAUGGGGCACAGAUAACUUUUCAUGUAAAAACUGAAAGAAGUAUGUGUAUGCUUUCUAUGAAGGUAAUCUCAUUCAUAACAUUCAGUUUUUCCACAUCUAUUUAUUCUUUCUCAAUAAAAGACACAGAAUUACUUCA
Molecule: messenger RNA, 1776 nt
Organism: Myripristis murdjan (pinecone soldierfish)
Lineage: Eukaryota; Metazoa; Chordata; Actinopteri; Holocentriformes; Holocentridae
Gene: dnaja
Product: DnaJ heat shock protein family (Hsp40) member A
Exons: 8
Coding region: 151-1341 (396 amino acids)
Biological process (GO): protein folding; response to heat
Molecular function (GO): ATP binding; Hsp70 protein binding
Source: RefSeq, a predicted model, not a curated record